Molecule: messenger RNA, 387 nt
Organism: Vicia villosa (hairy vetch)
Lineage: Eukaryota; Viridiplantae; Streptophyta; Magnoliopsida; Fabales; Fabaceae
Exons: 1
Coding region: 1-387 (128 amino acids)
Source: RefSeq, a predicted model, not a curated record
AUGGAAGGAGUUGGGGCCCGACUGGGGCGGUCCUCGACCCGUUACGGACCGGCAACGGUUUUCACUAGACCGGUGAGAAAGUGGAAGAAGAAAUGGGUUCACGUUUCACCUUCUUCCGCUUCUUCUAAUUCCAAGAACAACACCAAUCACAAUCGCGGUUCUUCUAACAAUACUUAUAAUAACGAUUCUCAUCUUCUUCUUCUUUAUAAGUGGACCACUAUUACUGAAAGCCAGAACGCCAACAAUAACGGAAGUAAUGGGAACGUUAAGGACGCGCAGAUUGAACCGGUGGAAGAGCCUCCCCGGAGGAAAUUUAAAUAUGUUCCGGUAAUUUCUUUACGAUGCAAUUCUUGUGUUUUCUUUAUUGGUUUCAGUUUUAUUGGAUGA